Molecule: messenger RNA, 339 nt
Organism: Peronospora belbahrii
Lineage: Eukaryota; Oomycota; Peronosporomycetes; Peronosporales; Peronosporaceae
Source: the annotation of a GenBank genome assembly
AUGAACCAAAGCGCGGACCUUUUCUUGCCUGGUGGUUUGCAUCGUGCCAUGAUGAGCGAGCAAGAGUUUGGGUUUGUUUUCAAGCUAGAAACGGUGGAGGUGGUAUGUGGGGGACCUGAACGCACUGAUCGACAACGGGGGUGGAUCGGAACUUACUCGGCCAAGUCUUGCAAGACCCAAGUGGAGAGUCUUUUGAAUAAACGACAAAAGCGUGUGGAAAUGAACCAGGUGAAAAACAGCGUGCUUAAAAGUUGUGCAGGCACACGAAUGUGCGCACAAGGACGAUUUGUAGCUCAGAAGGAAAAUGGAAUGGUGCAAGAGCUACUCCACUUUACGUGA